CCGGGUCGGACAGUUGAAGAAAUUAAUUUUUGCACGCUAGUAGCCGCCAUGUCUUUCGAGGUGUUUGCCUUCAUUCUUGCUAUUCUCAUAAGCAUUGCCUUAAUAUUCUUGAUAAUAUGGAACAUAAUCGCAUUUGAUGAUUUGAAGACGGACUACAAGAACCCUGUGGAUCUUUGUAAUAGUUUAAACCCGCUAGUUCUUCCUGAGAUGGGAAUACAUGCUUUCAUCACAUUACUGUUUCUUGUUGGUGGACAAUUCACUGCUGUUGUCUUCAAUUUACCUUUGAUAGUGUACCAUGUGCGAAGGUAUAUGAAUCGUCCAAUGAUGAGUUCACCUGGGAUUUAUGACCCGACGGAGGUUAUGAAUGCUAGUGAACUGUGGAAAUGUCAAAAGGAGGGAUGGAUCAAGCUAGCUUUUUAUCUUGUUAGCUUCUUCUAUUAUCUUUACAGAAUGAUGUAUGCCCUCCUUGUUUGAGAUCUAGAUGUUUCUCUGCACACAUUCGCUAUCAUGGUAAUUUGGUACAUCGAACAACAAUCAUUCCUGCUAAAAGGAUCAAGAGCCAAAAAGAAAAUAGUUUGUUGAUGUCUUUUGCACCUGGUUGCAAAUAUCUCCACUGUUUCCAUGAACUGCAAAGACCUACAGUACAAAUACCAUGAAGUCAAAACUUGUUUGUCUGGAUCCACAGAAUACACAUCACACAGAUGAGAAAUAAUAGGGACUUUCGCGAGAGAUCAUGUGACUUUUUUGGUCAAACUAGUGCACAAUCAGGAUUUUAGCGGCAAAGUAACAGCAACUAACAGUAAGAAGCAACUUAUUUAGCACUCAUAAAUAAAGCCAGAAAAAAUUUUUUAGCUUGAAGGGGUUUAUUUUCAUUUAAAAGAUUGUAUUUUUUUUUUCAUUCUCUGGGGCAUGAUGGGCGCAGUCAUUUAUGCGUUUCCUUUGGCUUGAUUUGCCACCUAAAAUGUCAUGUGAUCUCUUAGUCCUCUAUUAUUCACUAUUAUAGGUCCAUUCAGUCAAUAUUUUAUUUAUCAUAAAGAUCAAAGGUCAUUUGUUUGUGAUUAACCAGGAUAGUUAUUCCCAUAAUCUUUUCCUUUUUUUCACCUUAAGAAAUAAUGUUCAAGUCCUUUUUCAACUAAAUUGAUGCCCCCUUAAACGGUCAGUUAAACUAAACUGAUAUAAUUGUGAUCAAUAGGGCCAGCUGCUGGCAAAUUUCAAAGGCUGGAUUAUGGCUAAUAAAUAUUAGAUUAAAUAAAAAAGUUAUAUAUUUAGCUGGCCUAAUUUCCUAGCCAACCAGCACCAACCUAAGGAAUGGUGAUGGCCACACCAUCUUAGUAAGACUAAUACAUUACUUUAAGUGGACUAGGAAGUUCCCAUUGAGAUUAAAAUAAAUAUGUUUAAACUGAAAAGCACUAAGUGACAGCAUUGUUAUUUAAUAAAGUUGUACAGUAGACCAUUGAUUAUAGAUUUGUACUAUUUUUGGUGUGAUAACAGCAUCUAUGCUUUGUAUUGUAGGAAUUAAAUUUUUGCCAAUUCUUA
This is a messenger RNA of Nematostella vectensis (starlet sea anemone), 1536 nucleotides long. Its product is annotated as protein cornichon homolog 1. The record is from RefSeq and is a predicted model, not a curated record. Gene Ontology annotation, cellular component: endoplasmic reticulum membrane; COPII-coated ER to Golgi transport vesicle. Gene Ontology annotation, biological process: endoplasmic reticulum to Golgi vesicle-mediated transport. The coding region runs from base 49 to 474 and encodes 141 amino acids. The transcript is spliced from 5 exons. NCBI's taxonomy places the organism in Eukaryota, Metazoa, Cnidaria, Anthozoa, Actiniaria, Edwardsiidae.